This is a messenger RNA of Pipistrellus nathusii (Nathusius's pipistrelle), 546 nucleotides long. Lineage: Eukaryota; Metazoa; Chordata; Mammalia; Chiroptera; Vespertilionidae. The record is from the annotation of a GenBank genome assembly.
AUGGCUACCGAGCCGGUGGCCGUGGGGCCCGCGGUGCCGUCACUGGUGGAUCGUUACUUCACUCGCUGGUACAAGGCGGAUGUCAAAGGAAAACCCUGUGAGGACCACUGUAUACUACAGCACUCUAACCGAAUAUGUGUCAUCACAUUGGCAGAAUCUCAUCCAGUUCUUCAAAGUGGAAAAACAAUUAAAAGCAUUUCCUAUCAAAUCAGUACCAACUGUAGCAGACUUCAGAACAAGGUCUCUGGGAAAUUUAAACGGGGAGCACAGUUUCUAACAGAACUUGCACCUCUGUGUAAGAUUUACUGCUCAGAUGGGGAAGAAUAUACUAUAUCUAGCUGUGUUAGAGGACGACUGAUGGAAGUGAAUGAAAAUAUUCUCCAUAAGCCUUCUAUUCUUCAAGAGAAGCCAUCCACUGAAGGUUACAUUGCAGUUGUGUUGCCCAAAUUUGAAGAAAGUAAAAGCAUAACAGAAGGGUUACUGACACAAAAACAGUAUGAAGAAGUUGUGGUAGAACGCAGUAAUGCUACGACAGCCACAUCGUGA